AGCUUCUAGGUUAGCUCUUCUCCAAGGCUUAGAACCCACACUAAGUACAUUAAUAGCAUUGAUUCCAAAACUUUUCAUGCAUUUUUGGACCCUUCCCUCGCAUGCCCUACAAACCAUUAUAAAUUAUCGUGACUGCAUUACCCUUUACGCACCCUCUCUCCUCAACAAACUUUGUACAUGUUGUCUCUCAUUUCCGUUUCUCUUUCAUAUUGAUCUCUAGCCACUCAACUUUUCUCUUACAUGUACAUUGAUCAUAUAUUUUCAAGCCUCACUACCUAUAAUGCCUGAGGAUAUGAUGAAUCUAUCAAUAAAUGGUCAGUCUCAGGUCCCUCCAGGCUUUAGAUUUCACCCAACAGAAGAAGAGCUUCUUCACUACUACCUCAGGAAGAAAGUUGCUAAUGAGAAGAUAGACCUUGAUGUAAUUCGCGAGGUUGAUCUUAAUAAGCUUGAGCCAUGGGACAUCCAAGAGAAGUGCAAAAUAGGAUCUACACCACAGAAUGAUUGGUAUUUCUUUAGUCACAAAGACAAGAAAUAUCCCACAGGGACUAGAACAAAUCGAGCUACGGCUGCUGGGUUUUGGAAAGCCACUGGCCGUGAUAAGAUCAUCUAUAGUGGGUUUAAAAGAAUUGGAUUGAGAAAGACUCUUGUGUUUUACAGAGGAAGAGCUCCACAUGGACAGAAAUCCGAUUGGAUCAUGCAUGAAUAUAGGCUUGAUGACAGCACCAACGACACUAAUGUCUCAAAUCCUAUAGGAGAGGCAAUCCCUGAAGAAGGGUGGGUGGUUUGCCGGGUAUUUAGAAAGAAGAACUAUCAAAAAGCCCUUGAGAGUCCCAAAAGCUCAUCAAGCUCAUUGGAUUCAAAGGCUCAUCAGAUUCUUGGUUCAGGAAAUGAUGGAGUUCUUGAUCAAAUACUUCUCUAUAUGGGAAGGACUUGCAAGAUGGAGAAUGAAACAUUUAGCAACAUGAAUAUCUCCAACAACAACAGUAAUUUAAGGUUUCUCUCAGACAAUAGCAUCAGUGAUGGGCUCCAUGAAAGAUUCAUGCACCUUCCUCGGCUAGACAGCCCACCACUCCCUUCUAUUCCACUAAGCAGUCCAUCUUUUGAUCAAGAUCGAAGUUUCAAAUCUUGCUAUCACCAAUCGUACGAUGAGAUGCUGACAGAGAAUGAACCUUCCUCUUCAAACCAAAUUGGCAAUGGCACUUUCGACAUGAUCUCAUCAUCCGUAAUUCAUGGCUCCAAAUCCGGGCAACUUAACGAUUGGGUAACUCUUGAUCGUCUAGUGGCAUCACAACUUAAUGGACAUGAAGCAGAGACAUCCAAGCAUUUAUCUUGCUUUACUACAGGCCUAAAUGCGAGUUUUGGUCUUUCUCCUGAUGAUGACAUGCAAUUAUCACACUUGCAAAAUUCUCAUAGAUCAUCAUCAAACAUUCAAGCAAAUACUUCUCAUGUGUAUACCAACGAGAAUGACCUCUGGGGCUUCGCUAAAUCUUCGUCUCCAUCAUCAUCAUCGGACCCAUUAUGCCACUUAUCGGUAUAACAAAAGUGCUCAAUAUUGUAUACCCUAUAGAGUAAUAUAGAAACCCUAAGAGUCUAGGUACGUAUACGUUAUUUAGUAGUUUUUAUGUAUCUAGUGCAUGCAUGUAUUGCAUAAAUAAGCUUAAAUUUGGGUGAUAUAUAGUUUUUAGAAAUAUUUGCGAUGGGAUGGCAUGGUCAAUUCACACCAUUUUGUAAAUAUUCUAAAUAACAAUAUAUGUCAUCAUUCUAUUCAAAAAUUGUUAUCUAAGAAUAUUACAUCUA
Molecule: messenger RNA, 1797 nt
Organism: Populus euphratica (Euphrates poplar)
Lineage: Eukaryota; Viridiplantae; Streptophyta; Magnoliopsida; Malpighiales; Salicaceae
Product: NAC domain-containing protein 43-like
Exons: 4
Coding region: 281-1537 (418 amino acids)
Biological process (GO): regulation of DNA-templated transcription
Molecular function (GO): DNA binding
Source: RefSeq, a predicted model, not a curated record